Molecule: messenger RNA, 928 nt
Organism: Mollisia scopiformis
Lineage: Eukaryota; Fungi; Ascomycota; Leotiomycetes; Helotiales; Mollisiaceae
Exons: 4
Coding region: 344-730 (128 amino acids)
Source: RefSeq, a predicted model, not a curated record
CCUUUAACCGCGCUGGAAGAAUCUCCAGGCCACAAAGCUUGCACCUUGCGUUUACAUAAGAAGCCUUUAUUAUUAAUCAUGACCUCCGCUCCGGCAGUAUGUUUCGUGGCAUUGCAACGAAGCUUAUGACCAGGCGGAACAAGUUGGCGAAACGCCAGCACUCUGCGCUGCAAAUUCACCCUUCUUGGAGCACUACAGUGAAUGUACAGACUGCAUCGAUGCAUAUGCCGAAACGAAUUUAACUGCCUUACAGUAAUUAUUGCUAUCUUCUGAGCUUGCAGCGGCAUCAACUCUAUCGAGCUUGAUCUCUGUCUAUAACUUACUUACAUCAUCUAAAUCACCGAUGACCUCAUCUCCUACCAUUUCUUCAACAUCAGCAAUAUCCCCUUCAGACUCAUCGACUAACCCGAGCCAAACGUCCAUACCUAAACAAGGGGGUAAUCGUGAUUGGAUAGCUGGCGCAGUCUUGGGUCCCAUCGUCCUGAUUCUCAUUCUUGCUACUGCUCUGUACUGGUUUUGUCGAGGAAAGAAAAGGAAGCGAACAACUCCAGUCCUGAUGGAUAACCCAGACGUCCUGCAAGAGAAGCCGCAACUGCAUGGCGAUAGCCUUAUCAUCUCUCCGUAUGAACUGCAAAGCAAUAGGUCUCCAGAUACAAUAUUGGAGUUGCCAGCUCGGGAGCGUGUAGCUGUGGAGCUGCCUGGAGACAACCUCAGAACUACGACAUCCUAGCUACAUAACUGCCGAGGUCUCCCGACAGUAUCACGGGGUGUGCUGGUGUAACGAAAGACGUAUCUACGGAGGGAGUUUAGGCCCCCAAAUGUCGCGAACAUCAGAUUGAAAAACUGGAACCUUUAAUUUGCAUAAGUACUUGAAAUGAAUUUCUAUAUAUCCUUCCUUCCUGCUCGUACACCUUUCCUGCGCUCACAC